AUGUCUUUCCUCCGCAGCGUCAAGAACCUUGCUCCUCUCCUGGACCGCGUCCUCGUCCAGCGCGUCAAGCCCGAGGCCAAGACCGCCUCCGGCAUCUUCCUCCCCGAGAGCAGCGUCAAGGAGCAGAACGAGGCUAAGGUUCUCGCUGUUGGUCCCGGUGCCGUUGACCGCAACGGCCAGCGCGUCCCCAUGGGCGUCAACGCUGGUGACCGCGUUCUGAUCCCCCAGUUCGGUGGUAGCCCCCUCAAGGUCGGUGAGGAGGAGUACACUCUCUUCCGGGACUCUGAGAUCCUUGCCAAGAUCAACGAGUAA
This is a messenger RNA of Aspergillus puulaauensis, 312 nucleotides long. RefSeq names its product GroES family chaperonin (gene HSP10). Bases 1 to 312 code for a protein of 103 amino acids. Gene Ontology annotation, molecular function: metal ion binding; protein-folding chaperone binding; protein folding chaperone. The record is from RefSeq and is a predicted model, not a curated record. Gene Ontology annotation, cellular component: mitochondrial matrix. NCBI's taxonomy places the organism in Eukaryota, Fungi, Ascomycota, Eurotiomycetes, Eurotiales, Aspergillaceae. The transcript has 4 exons.